AUGUUGGGAAAACUUUUUUUGCCAUAUUUGCUCACAGAUUUAUUACUUGCCGCCAUGUACCAAUCAAAAAAUUAUAAUUACUUAACAAACACUUCAUCACACGUUGCUGAUUUGUCAGCAGCAACGGGUCAAACCUGGCAGGGUGUCGAAUCAGAUUGUAAUAAGACAUCAUUGCCAGCAUUUUCGAAAAGAUUUUCAACAACGAAUCGUCUUCAUUCGUAUGCAAUACAUAGAAAUUAUCCGGCAACAAGUUCCGGUUAUUUAACAUGUCCAACGGAAAACUCUUCGUCUUCAUCUUCCUCAUUAUGGUACGAACCCACCACCAAUAAUUUACCACAUUACAGUUUAAUUGGGGAGACUACGGGAGGACCAUCGUCGAGAGCGAGACCUCCAAGUACUUUACCAUCAACAAUAUCAGCUUCCGCUUCUUUGUCGGCCUUCGUCGAUUAUUCAGAGGGAAGGGAAUGUGUUAAUUGUGGAACGGUGUCAACGCCACUUUGGCGGCGAGACGGAACGGGCCACUAUUUAUGCAAUGCAUGCGGGCUGUACCAUAAAAUGAACGGAAUGAAUAGGCCGCUGGUCAAACAACCGAAGCGGCUGACUAAUAAUAAAAGAUUAGGACUCCAAUGUUCGAAUUGUAACACGGCAACAACAUCAUUAUGGAGAAGAAAUUCAUUAGGUGAACCCGUUUGUAAUGCUUGCGGUCUCUAUUAUAAACUUCACGGGGUCAAUAGGCCACUGGCAAUGAAAAAAGACAGCAUACAAACUAGAAAAAGAAAACCAAAAGGUUCAUCGAAAAGUGAAGCAUUAGGAAACGUUGCUAGUCCGGUAUCUCACUCUUCGGGUCUUGGAAUUGGAGGAGGAGGAGGACCAACAGCAAAACGAAUCAAACUCGAACAAAACGAUAAUCGAACCGGUAGUCAUCAUCAUCAUCAUCAUCAACAUGGUAAUUCUCUUGUAUCGAAUCCUCUUGCACCAUACUCAACAUUGUACUCACAAUGCGGUUCUCACGAAGCUCAAUCACGCGUAUUCGUAUCUCCAUAUCACACUCAGAUCUCUCAUUCGGCUUAUUAUGAUUUUCCGCAAGGUUCACCCGUCGAAACGGAAACUUUAACAAGUAAAAUUGAUGAAUCGACCGGAAAUAAUUCUUGUAGUUCGUCUUCCUCUCCUAAAAUGGUAGCCGCACAAGAUCCAUCAUCGUCGCAAGUCGAAAGAACAACAACCACUUAG
Messenger RNA from Pediculus humanus corporis (human body louse), 1230 nucleotides. Its product is annotated as GATA-binding factor, putative. The record is from RefSeq and is a predicted model, not a curated record. Bases 1 to 1230 code for a protein of 409 amino acids. NCBI's taxonomy places the organism in Eukaryota, Metazoa, Arthropoda, Insecta, Psocodea, Pediculidae. Gene Ontology annotation, molecular function: RNA polymerase II cis-regulatory region sequence-specific DNA binding; DNA-binding transcription factor activity, RNA polymerase II-specific; zinc ion binding. The transcript has 8 exons. Gene Ontology annotation, biological process: negative regulation of transcription by RNA polymerase II; positive regulation of transcription by RNA polymerase II; cell fate commitment.